AUGGAUGAUGAGUAUGAUGUGAUUGUUCUUGGGACUGGUCUCAAGGAGUGUAUCCUUAGUGGUCUCCUCUCUGUCGAUGGCCUCAAGGUACUGCAUAUGGAUAGAAACGACUACUAUGGAGGAGAAUCAUCAUCUCUUAACCUCACUCAACUAUGGAAGCGUUUCAGGGGAAGUGACACUCCUCAAGAAAAUCUUGGAGCUAUCAGAGAAUACAAUGUCGAUAUGAUCCCAAAGUUUAUAAUGGCUAAUGGACUCCUUGUUCAAACCCUAAUUCACACCGAUGUCACCAAGUAUCUUAACUUCAAAGCCGUUGAUGGUAGCUUCGUCUACAAGAAGGGCAAGGUAAUCUAUAAAGUCCCAGCCACUGAUGUGGAAGCCCUAAAAUCGCCACUGAUGGGACUAUUCGAGAAAAGACGUGCGAGAAAGUUCUUCAUCUAUGUGCAAGACUACGAUGAGAAGGAUCCUAAGUCUCACGAAGGACUUGACCUUAGCAAAGUCACUGCUAGAGAGAUCAUCUCGAAGUAUGGACUUGAGGAUGAUACUAUUGACUUCAUCGGCCAUGCCUUAGCGCUUCACAAUGACGAUGACUACUUGGAUCAACCGGCUAUUGAUUUUGUAAAGAGAAUCAAGGUAAAGAGCGUUUUCUUUUCUUCCACAACAAGGCAAUGCUCUGAUCUGAAUGUUUUGUUAUGUGGUGAGAAGCUCUACGCUGAAUCAUUGGCUCGGUUCCAAGGAGGAUCUCCUUACAUCUACCCAUUGUAUGGUCUAGGAGAGUUGCCUCAGGCUUUUGCGCGUUUGAGCGCUGUGUAUGGAGGGACUUACAUGCUAAACAAGCCUGAAUGCAAGGUUGAGUUUGAUGGCUCUGGAAAAGCAAUCGGUGUCACUUCUGCAGGGGAAACUGCUAAAUGCAAGAAAGUUGUCUGUGAUCCUUCUUACUUGUCUGACAAGGUUAACAAAGUAGGGAAAGUGACUCGAGCGGUGUGUAUAAUGAGCCAUCCUAUUCCAGACACCAACGACGCUCACUCUGUUCAAAUCAUUCUUCCUCAGAAGCAGCUCGGUCGCAAAUCAGACAUGUACUUGUUCUGUUGCUCAUACGCUCACAAUGUAGCACCAAAGGGAAAAUACAUUGCUUUUGUCUCUGCAGAAGCUGAGACUGACAAUCCUGAAGAAGAGCUUAAACCUGGAAUUGAAUUGCUUGGACCUAUUGAUGAGAUCUUUUACCAUUCUUAUGACACAUACGUUCCAACCAACAAGGAAGAAGAAGACAACUGCUUCAUCUCCGGUACUUAUGAUGCAACAACACAUUUCGAGAGUACAGUGUUAGAUGUACUAGAGAUGUAUACCAAGAUCACUGGAAAGACUCUUGAUUUGUCUGUGGACUUGAGUGCUGCCAGUGCUACUGCAGAGAAUUGA
Messenger RNA from Eruca vesicaria subsp. sativa (arugula), 1413 nucleotides. The record is from the annotation of a GenBank genome assembly. Lineage: Eukaryota; Viridiplantae; Streptophyta; Magnoliopsida; Brassicales; Brassicaceae.